Brassica rapa (field mustard) is the source of this 1704-nucleotide messenger RNA. RefSeq names its product vesicle-associated protein 2-2. Gene Ontology annotation, biological process: endoplasmic reticulum membrane organization. NCBI's taxonomy places the organism in Eukaryota, Viridiplantae, Streptophyta, Magnoliopsida, Brassicales, Brassicaceae. The record is from RefSeq and is a predicted model, not a curated record. Gene Ontology annotation, cellular component: endoplasmic reticulum membrane; plasma membrane.
GUAUGGUUUACAAAAAUGUAUAUCUUCUUUAGCGUAACGUUUUUGAUUUGGGAAUAGUAUUUGGAGUAAUAGCUCGUUUCGUUAGGUACAACCAUCUCCGAUCCGAUCUCACUCACUACCAUUAACUGCUCAGUUCCGUUGCUUCUUCGUCGUGGAGAGACGGCCUCCGUAAGAUCCGAUCCAUUUGAUCCGAGGAACCUGGGCCUUCCAAAACGUCGUCGUUAUAAGAAGCUGAGUGCUAUAUUGAAUUGAUUGAGCCAGCCCCCGCAUUGAUCGUCGUCGAACUGUAUUCUGGCGUUUGAUUCCCCGCCGGUAUCGCUGAUAACAAAAGCGAGCGAACGCGUUAAGACAAUAGGGGCGGAGAGAGUCCUGCUGCAAGUGGUAGCUCUUCGAAGCUCAUUGCGUUUCACCAGAUUUUGUCACAGCAAACAUGAAUAUGCCUUUGUUGGAUAUUCAACCACGAACACUCAAGUUUCCAGUUGAUCUGAAGAAGCAGACUACCUGCAUGGUCCUGCUAACCAAUACAACUGAUCGUUUUGUUGCGUUCAAGGUCAAAACUACAUCACCAAAGAAGUACUGUGUCCGUCCAAAUGUUGGCGUUGUUGCACCAAACUCAUCCUGUGAAUUCUCUGUCAUUAUGCAAGCUUUCAAAGAACCACCUCUAGACUUGGCUUGUAAAGACAAAUUCUUAAUCCAGAGUACUGCUGUGCCUGCGGACACAACUGAUGAAGACAUCACAGCUAGCAUGUUCUCCAAAGGGGAAGGCAAACACAUAGAGGAAAACAAACUGAGAGUCACUCUCGUGAUGCCCUCCGACUCACCUGAACUAUCUCCAGUUAAAGGGCCAACGAAGGAGGAAGCAGUAUUUGAAGAUUCCAUCCUCAAGGAUCGAUCGUAUGGUCAAUCAGAGAUCCUUCCUCCUCCACAAUAUGAGAGUGAGAUUGUAAAGGAGCCUAGGAUGGUUGGGCAUGAUGAGCUAAAGGCAUCGUAUGGUGCAAAAGAGCUAGUGCAACCAAAAAAGGGCGUCACGGGUUUUAUGGAAGAUUUGAAUCCUGCUAACGACUUAAAGCCAACACAUAAUUUAGAUACUCCCACGGCCAUGGAUUUUCCUGGGGAUAAAGGGUUUACUAAUGGAAUGACUUACCCUGAGGUUGUCCAGCUAGAGAAAAGAGAUGGUCAGAAGAUCAAUGCAUCGGAUGAACCCAAGUUGGUUAAAGACAUUGAGGAGAUGAAGGUGAAAGUCAAAGCUCUUGAAUCGAAGCUACAACAGGCUGAUUCAACCAUUUCGAAGCUAAUGGAAGAGCGGUCUAUAGGAUCCCAACAUAGAGAAAGCUUGCAACAAGAGCUGGCGGAUCUGAGGACGAAGAAGAUAGUGAAAGAGAAGCACAUAGGGUUCCCUCUGCUGUUUGUAUGCGUGGUGGCGUUCAUCAACAUUGUUAUCGGGUAUGGUCUGCGCACUUGACUGCUCGGUCUCUCUCAAGGUCACACAUACCUUUAAUAUCUCAAAGUAAGUGUGCAGUCAGAAAAUAUACACAAAAGAAGGGAAAAUAAGGUUUUGUUUUGUUUUGUGGGAGAGCGCAUUAUGAUGAGUUUCUCCGGGCACUUUAAAGAUGGAUUAUUAUAGACUUUGUAUAGCGUUGGGGUGUUAGUUGACACAAAUGGACAUAUGGUAAUAUGAUGAUGAUAUGCUUUGUUUUUUCGCUC